AUGCUACCAGAGAGGUCCCUGCCGAGGAGGCCGCAGGACCAGCAAGCGGUGGUGGCCAGGGCCCCAGUGCACGAGCUCUUGUCACAUCCCGGGCUCAGUGCCCAGGCCCAGAGGACGGUGCGGGUGCGGGCGGCGCGUCCAGCUCCGGGGCCGGCGGGAGGGAGCCGCUCUCAGGGAGGGGGACACGCCCAGAGGGGAAGCCAGGGUACCGGCGGCCUGGCGCUGCCGCCCCGGGAGGUGCACCUGCCGCGCAGGGCGGGGUGCCGGGAGGAGGACGGCCGUGGACUGACGGGCCCGGGGCGGCCACGGCAGGAGGGCGGCCGGGCGGGGGGCUGCCGCGAGCCCCCGGAGCAACCGAGCGCGCGCGGCGGGGCGCAGCGGCACUCACCGACCCUCGGCGCCAGGGCGGCGGUGGCCGGCGCGCUGCCCUCUCGCGGGGUCCCCGGCCUCGGGCCCGGCUGCGCUCGGCCUCGCGGCGGCGGCGGCGGCAACGACCGCCGAGCCUGCGCGCCGGCGCGCGGCCGGCAGGAGGCGCCGGGCCCCCGGCCGCGCGAGGGCGGGAGCGGGCCGCGCGUCGUGGCGAGCACCUGCGCUUCCCAGCGGCCGUCGCCGUCGCUCCCCGAACCUCGACCUUCCCCGGCCGUUCAGACAUUUCCCCCGGCAUUGUUCAUCUUUGGUCGCGGAGGGAGCGCGAUUGGCCGCCUCGGGCCUGGCUCGGACUGGCGGGCGGGGAGGCCCUGGGGGCGCUGGAGAGAGCGCGAGGAACCUUCUAGAAAACGGCCUCAGGGUGGGUUGGAAGGCCCAGCAUCCUGCGCUGUGUCCAGGCGUCGUGGGGCAGAGUGGAGCUGGACCGGGAGGCCUGGGGGUGCUGGUGCUGAUCCCUCCUCUUCAGGUGGAAAAGUGACAAUGGUCAGGAAUUUAAAACUUCUUCUCUGGAAGAAUUUCAUCUUGAAGAAGCGGAAGACUCUGGUAACAGUGCUUGAAAUCCUGAUGCCGCUACUCUUCUCCACUAUCAUCAUGUAUCUGCGUCUUAACAGUCUCCCCAAGCAAAUGCCUCCUGUCACCUACCUGGCCAUCGACAUCAGCAUACUGCCAGACUUCUUCUAUUUUCCCAUUCACACCAGAUACCAACUGGUUUAUGUCUCUUCCAAAAGCGCAACGUUGAAGGCUAUCACUGAAGCGGUAGGGAAAUCCUUUGACGUUGAGUUUGAAGUCCUCGGCUAUUCUUCAGUGGCUUUGUUUGAAAAUUACAUACUCGAGGAUUCCAAAGCCUUCUUUGUGUUGGCUGGACUUGUCUUCGAUCACGCCUUCAAUGACAGCAAGCAACCCCUGCCGCUGAAGGUUAAGUACCACCUGCGCUUCAGCUACACCCAUAGGAACUUCUUAGUCGCGAAGCUGACGUCACGUGAUACCCUGCAUGGCUGGGGCACUUCCUUCCUGUACCCUCCCAACCCAAGCCAAGAGCCCCGGGCCUUUGGGCAUUCCGACGGUGGACCCCCUGGAUACAGCAGCGAAGGCUUCCUAGCCAUCCAGCACGCGCUGGACAAAGCCAUCAUGCAGCACCAUGCCCACAAUGCGACAACCGAGAUGUUUAAGGGCCUCAGCGUGCUUGUGAAGAGGUUUCCCCACAGAGCCCACAUCCAGGACCGGUUCUUGGUGAUCCUUCAGAACGAGUUCCCGCUUCUGCUCAUGCUCAGCUUCAUCUGCAUCGAGCUCGUCAUCAUCAAUUCCAUUGCCCUGGAGAAGGAGAAAAAACUGAAGGAGUAUAUGUGCAUGAUUGGAAUGGACAACUGGCAACACUGGGCUGCCUGGUUCAUCAUGUUCUUCGUCUCGGCCCUCGUCGCUGUUUCUUUCAUGACUGUCCUGUUCUGCACACAGGUGAACAGCGUGGCCGUGUUCAGGAACAGCGACCCUAGCUUGAUCUUUGUUUUUCUACUGUGUUUUGCCACUGCCACAAUUUUCUUUGCGUUCAUGAUCAGCACAUUCUUCCAAAAAGCCCACACAGCGACUGCCGCGGGAGGCAUCAUCUUCUUCCUCACCUACCUCCCGUACCUGUACCUCACUGUCACCUACUCCCAGAGGACCCACUUCCAAAAGAUUGCCUUCUGUCUGCUCUCCAACGUCGCCAUGGCACUGGGAGUGCGAUUCAUCUCCAUAUUUGAGAUAAGAGGCACAGGCAUGCGCUGGAAGAACGCGGGCGGCUUGAGCGGGGAGUUUAACUUCUGUCAGGUGCUGCUGCUGCUGCUGCUGGACUCCGUCUUGUACAGCACGGUGGCCUGGUACGUGGAGGCCGUCCUCCCGGGCGAGCACGGCGUGCCCAGGCCCUGGUACUUCUUCCUCAUGCCCGUGCCCCUCACGCGGCCAGCGCUGGACAUGGGGGAUCAGGACAGAUCUCCGAACAGCAAGUUCAUUCAGGAAGAGCCUACGAAUUUGAAGAAAGGGAUCGAAAUCCAACAUCUCUACAAGGUGUAUCACACGGGAAAGAAUACACAUGUGGCAGUCAAGGACCUGACCAUGAAUCUGUACCAGGGGCAGAUCACUGUUCUCCUGGGACACAACGGAGCCGGCAAAACCACCACAUGCUUCAUGCUCACAGGUCUUAUUCCCCCUUCAAGUGGGUGGGUGUAUAUCAACGGAUAUGAAAUUUCACGCAAUAUGGUGGAGAUCCGGAAGAGCAUGGGCUGGUGCCCCCAACACGACAUCUUGUUCGAUGACCUCACCGUGGCGGAGCAUCUUUCUUUCUAUGCUCAGCUGAAGGGCCUGUCCCGCCACAAGUGCCCCGAGGAGGUGCAGCGGACGCUGCGCGCCCUCAGCCUGGAGGACAAGCGGGACUCCCUGAGCAGGUGCCUGAGCGGGGGCACGAGGCGCAAGCUGUCCAUCGGCAUCGCCCUCAUCGCGGGCUCCAAGGUGCUGAUGCUGGACGAGCCCACCUCGGGCAUGGACGCCGUCUCCAGGAGGGCCAUCUGGGACCUGCUGCAGCAGCACAAGAGCGGCCGCACGGUGCUGCUCACCACGCACUUCAUGGACGAGGCCGACCUGCUGGGGGACCGCGUGGCCAUCAUGGCCAAGGGGGAGCUCCAGUGCUGCGGGUCCCCGCUGUUCCUGAAGCAGAAGUACGGUGCAGGAUAUUAUAUGACUGUGGUGAAGAAACCUCACUGUAGCACAGAGAAGAUUUCCAAUCUGAUUUAUCACCACAUGCCCAAUGCGAUCUUGCAGUCCAACAUUGGAGAAGAAUUAACGUUUAUUCUUCCUAAAAAGAGCAUGCCCAGGGUGAACAAGUUGGCAGAUUCCAGCACAGAAAUCCAAGCCCUCAAGAUCCCCUCCAUCCAGUCUCACCAUCUGAUCGGCAGGGUUCCCGUCAACCGGAUCAAACGUACUCACUCAAGGAUCUUCUCCGUACGGUCGGGCCUGCCAGUCCAUCCCAACACUGGGCUCAGCCUUCUCUGCCAACAGUUCUAUGCCAUGCUCCUGAAAAGGGUCCUGUACUCUUGGCGCAACUGGCUGCUGAUGCUAACGGUACAGGUCCUGGUGCCUCUGCUGCUCACCAGUUUAAGCCUCACUCUCCUCGACUUGGACGAGAGCGUGGGCAACGUGCCGCUGGAACUGAGCCUAAAGACGUACGGCCAAACCAUCGUCCCAUUCUACAUUUCUCCCAAUUCCAGGCUGGGUCCUCAGCUUUCACAGUAUUUUUCAGACAUGCUCGUGGCUGAGGAACAGAUACCUCUGGAGACCCUGAGUAAGCCUGGGGCCCAGGAGAGCAGCGCCUGCUGCGGGGGCUGUGGGGGGUGCACCCUGAAGUCAGACUCGGUAGAGGACCUCCUCCUGGAAAAGGCAGAGGAGGAGCCCGAGGGCUUUGAUUUCAAGUACGUCGUGGCUGCUUCCUUUGAGGACGAGGGGAACCACACGACGGUGACUGCGCUGUUCAACAACCAGGCAUACCACUCCCCUGCCGUGGCGCUGGCGCUGGUGGACAACCUCCUCUUCAAGCUGCUCUCUGGGGCCGCGGCUUCCAUCACGGCUUCCAACCACCCUCAACCCCGGUCGGCCCUGGAGGCCUCGGAGGAUGUCCUGUACUACAGCCUUAAAGGACACUACCUUGUUAUCAACUUGCUCUUCGGAAUAGCUUUCCUGUCCAGCUCCUUUUCCAUCUUGACAGUCAAGGAGAGAUCCACGAAGGCCAAGGACAUCCAGUUCAUCAGUGGCGUUUAUGCGGCUACUUUCUGGCUCUCCGCUUUGCUGUGGGACCUCAUCACCUCCCUGGUUCCCAGUCUGCUGCUGCUGGCACUGUUUGUGUACCACAAGGAGGAAGCGUUCACACACCGUGGAAACGUCCCGGCCGUCAUCCUGGUGCUACUGCUCUACGGCUGGGCAAGCAUCCCCUUCGUCUACCUGACCAGCUUCUGCUUCCACAGUGAAGGGAGCGCUUUUGUCAAGCUCCUCGUCAUGCUCACCUUCCUGAGCAUCGGCCCCCUCGUUCUCAUCUUAGUCACAAAGGAGAAAGACCAAGGCUACACCACGGCCUCAGAGUCCUUGGAUCAAGCCUUCCUACUGCUCCCUGGCCACUGCCUGGGAAUGGCUUUCUUCAACUUAUACUACAGCUACGGACUCCAGAAGUUAUGCAAAAUCAAGAACCUGAGCCCACUUCAGUGUAAUAAAGCUUCAGAGGAAUACACUGUCCAGGAGAGCAUCUACGCCUGGGAGUCCCCCGGGAUAGGGAAGUACAUGGCGGCCCUCGCCAUCUCGGGGUCCGCAUACGUCAUCCUGCUUCUCCUCAUCGAAACCAGUGUCUUGUGGAAACUGAAAGCCAGGUUUUCUGACCUCAAGGGGAAGCAAGAAUUGGGAGAGCAGGUAGCGAUGUGGGUGCCAGGGGACCAAGAUGUGGAGGAGGAGGCAAAAACGGUCCAGACUGGCUUAGAAAAGCUGCGUGAGGAAAACCCACUGGUUCUUAAAGACGUGUCAAAGGUCUAUGCCAGUAAGGUGCCCGUGCUGGCCGUGAACAAGGUGUCCUUCGCCGUCCGAGCAAAGGAGUGCUUUGGCCUUCUUGGUGUCAACGGAGCUGGGAAAACGUCAGUCUUCAAAAUGCUGACCGGGGAAGAGCCCAUCACCUCUGGGAACGCCUUUAUCAGGGGCUUCAACAUCAGCUCGCACCUCGGGAAGGUGCGGCAGCAGAUCGGCUACUGCCCCCAGUUCGACGCCCUGCUGGACCACAUGACGGGCUGGGAGAUGCUGGUCAUGUAUGCCCGGCUCCGGGGCAUCCCCGAGCGCCACAUCAGCGCCUGCGUGGAACAAAUUCUUGAGGAGUUACUGAUGUAUGCCUACACUGACAAACUGGUGAAGACCUACAGCGGUGGCAACAAGCGGAAGCUGAGCACUGGCAUUGCCCUGCUUGGAGAGCCUUCCGUCAUCUUCCUGGACGAGCCGUCCACUGGCAUGGACCCCGUGGCCCGGCGCCUGCUCUGGGACACCGUGGCACGGGCCCGCGAGUCUGGCAAGGCCAUUGUUCUCACCACCCACAGCAUGGAAGAAUGUGAGGCCUUGUGCACCCGGCUGGCCAUCAUGGUGCAGGGCCAGCUCAAGUGCCUGGGCAGCCCGCAGCACCUCAAGAGCAAGUUUGGCAGCGGCUACUCCCUGCGGGCCAAGGUCCGGAGCGAGGGGCGGCAGGAGGCGCUGGAGGAGUUCAAGGCGUUCGUGAACCUGACCUUCCCAGGCAGCGUCCUGGAGGAUGAGCACCAAGGGAUGGUCCAUUACCACCUGCCCGGGGGUGGCCUCAGCUGGGCCGAGGUGUUUGACUUUCUGGAGCAAGCCAAGAAGAGGUUCAUGCUGGACGACUAUUCUGUCAGCCAAGUCUCCCUGGAGGACGUUUUCCUGAGCUUCACCUGCCCUAUGCCCCCUACCCAAGAGGAAGAGAAACGAGAACAAGCAGAGCCAGCUCCACCCCCCUCCCAGCCUCCCUCCCCACUUCCCUCAGAAUCCGUCUUGCUGUAAUAAAGAGUC
Hyaena hyaena (striped hyena) is the source of this 5994-nucleotide messenger RNA. RefSeq names its product ATP-binding cassette sub-family A member 17-like. The transcript is spliced from 32 exons. Gene Ontology annotation, biological process: transmembrane transport; lipid transport. The record is from RefSeq and is a predicted model, not a curated record. NCBI's taxonomy places the organism in Eukaryota, Metazoa, Chordata, Mammalia, Carnivora, Hyaenidae. Bases 1 to 5985 code for a protein of 1994 amino acids. Gene Ontology annotation, molecular function: ABC-type transporter activity; lipid carrier activity; ATP hydrolysis activity. Gene Ontology annotation, cellular component: membrane; intracellular membrane-bounded organelle.